Messenger RNA from Dendrobium catenatum, 1669 nucleotides. Its product is annotated as premnaspirodiene oxygenase-like. NCBI's taxonomy places the organism in Eukaryota, Viridiplantae, Streptophyta, Magnoliopsida, Asparagales, Orchidaceae. The transcript has 2 exons. The coding region runs from base 1 to 1509 and encodes 502 amino acids. The record is from RefSeq and is a predicted model, not a curated record. Gene Ontology annotation, molecular function: monooxygenase activity; heme binding; iron ion binding.
AUGCUGCUCUCAACUUUCCUUCCAAUUUCGUUCUUCUUUUCCUUCCUUCUCUUCUUCCUAUUUCGUAGAAAUCAAACGAAUAACCAAAGCCAUAGUAAAGAAAAGUUUCCUCCAGGGCCACUAAAGCUCCCUAUAAUUGGAAGCAUCCAUCAACUUGUAGGUGUAAAUCUCCACCACAAGCUUUACAAUCUAGCUAAGAUAUAUGGCCCUCUUCUCCACAUAAAGCUUGGUGAGAUCAACUCUGUGGUUGUUUCAAGCCCAGGCCUUGCCUACGAGGUUAUGAAAAUCCAGGAUCUCAACUUUGCUUCUAGACCAAAAAUAGCCGUUAGUGAAGCCUUGCUUUACAACUCCAGUGAUAUAGGCUUUGCCCCUUAUGGAAGUUACUGGAGGGAGCUGAAAAAGAUUUGUACGUUGGAGCUUUUAAGUUCCAACAGAGUGAAGUCAUUUGCUUCUUUAAGAGAGGAAGAAGGUAACAAUUUGGUACAAAAGAUCCUUUUGACGCCCCAAGGAACACCAGUUAAUCUAACUAAGAUGUUGCUAUCUUUAACAAACACAUCAAUUACAAAGGCCGCAUUUGGGAAGGAUUGUGUUCACAAAUGGAAGUUUUUGAACGCUAUGAGGAAAGGAAUAGAGUUGGCCUCGCUUUUUAGCUUGAUGGAUAUAUUCCCUUCAUUGGGUUUUCUUUGGAAGUUUUCUGGUCUGAACUUGAAAAUGAAAAGAGUGCACAGGGAAUUGGACUCUCUUUUGGAUGACAUAAUUGAUGAACACCUUGAGAAGAAGGCUGGUGGAAAUGGCAUGGAGACUGAUCUGGUUGAUGUUCUUCUGAAACUUAAGGGGAUAACUGAGCGAGAGAACCAUUUUACAAUGGAUAAUAUCAAAGCUGUAAUUUUGGGUCUAUUUGUUGCUGGAACAGACACAACGGCUACUUCAAUAGAAUGGGCAAUGACAGAGCUAAUUCGGCAUCCAGAGGCCAUGCGAAAGGCUCAACAAGAACUGAGAAAAUCACUGAAAGGAGGGACCAAACUAGAGGCUAGUCAUAUCAGUGAAAUGCAAUACUUAAAACAGGUCAUCAAAGAAACUUUAAGGCUUCAUCCUCCAGCCCCUCUUCUAAUGCCCAGAAUCUGUCGUGAGACAACGAAGCUAUCCGAGUAUGUAAUAUCUGAAGGUACACAAGUGAUUAUCAAUGCAUGGGCCAUUGGAAGAGACCCAAAAUUUUGGAAGGAUCCCGAGAGCUUUCAACCUGAGAGGUUCGAAAGGACUGAGAUUGACUUCAAAGGAACAAAUUUUGAGUUCAUUCCUUUCGGUGCAGGGCGUAGAAUGUGCCCAGGAAUGGCAUUCGGGUUGGCUGGUGUGGAGUUCUGGCUUGCUCAGCUUCUAUUACAUUUUGAUUGGGAGCUCCCGAAUGGGAGGAAGCCGGAGGAGCUUGACAUUAGUGAGGCUUCUGGUGUAAUUCUCACACGGAAAAAUGACUUGUGCUUGCUUGCUUUUCCUCAUAAUUCAGUUAUUUGAAUAGAGACUGUGAAUUACUUGUGUUUUUUCUGCUCUGAUUAUGAAUAAUUUCAAAUUUUUGUAGGACAAAAAAGAAUCCUUUGAGAGUAUAAAAUGAUAUCUGAUGUCAUCUAUAAUUUUGAUCUCCAAGGUUUAUCCUUUUUUUUUUUUUUGGUUUCAA